AUGCUUGACUUAUCGCUUGACUUUCUCUCUCUUGCUUGGAAAGGGGUGCCAUGGCUACUCCUCUCGUGGGUAUUGUACGGUGCUGUCAAAGCCGUGUACAACCUAUACUUUCACCCUUUGGCAGUGUUCCCAGGGCCAAAGUUUGCCGCUGCUUGCGACUGGUGGCAAGUGUACAUCGAGGUGAUCAAGGAAGAGAGUCUCUCGAAGAAGCUUAUCAAAUUGCACGAGCAGUUCGGUAGCAUUGUUCGGAUCGGCCCAGACGAGCUCCACUUCGCAGAGCCCUCUGCAUAUCAUGAGAUUUACACUUUCAAGAAUCAGUGGGACAGGAACAUGAAAUUGUACCACUAUUUCGCGGAGGAAGAGUCUACGCUUACUAUUCCUGACUAUCCAAGGGCGAAGAAGCGAAGAGACAUUACCUCCUCGCUCUUCUCUCGCAAAAAUGUCGUUGAUAUGCAGUACCUGAUCCAACAAUGUCUGGACACGGCUUGCGAGAACAUCGACAAGCAUAUCAAAGAGGACAAGUCUAUCAAUUUCUACAAAGCUUUCCGCUGCUGUGCGGUCGAUAUCAUCUUCACCAUGUGCUUCGCACGUAGCAUGAACACGACCAGUGAACCGGGGUUUAACGCGCCCGUCACCACUGCUAUCCAUGCUUCAAUUCCAAUCUCAAUGGUGUUAAAGCAUUUCCCGAUUGUUCAGAAGCUCAUAAACGCCAUACCUCCUCCUCUCCUUGCCAGACUCCGACCGGAUUUAGACGGGCUCGUGAAAAUGCACCAGGUCCAGGAAGUCAAGGCCGAUCCGCAAGCCGUGCUCUUCGUGAACGCUGGCGCAGACACGGUAGCCACUGCCCUCGCUGUAGGCACACUUCAUGUUCUGUCCAACCCGGAAAUCCACGCGAAGCUGCAGAAGGAGCUUGUCGAGGCGUGGCCCGACCUCGACGAUGUUCCGCGUUUUGAGCAGCUGGAGAAGCUUCCCUACCUGACGGCAGUACUCAAAGAGAGUCUGCGCACCAGUCAUGGGGUCGUGCAGCCUAUGACGCGCGUCGUUCCCAAGAAAGGCGCGCAGAUCUCUGGGCACUUCAUCCCCGGCGGUAGUAUUGUUGGCAUAAGCAAUAUUUUUGUUCACUGGAGCGAAGACAUCUUCCCAGAUGCCCACGCCUUUAAACCCGAACGCUGGCUUGACGCCAAGGCUGACCUGGAUAUUUGGCUGGUCGCGUUCUCAAAAGGCCCUCGCAGCUGCCUCGGUAUCAACCUCGGGUGGUGUGAAUUGUACAUGAGUAUGGCGAACCUGUUCCGCCGUUAUGACAUGAAACUCGAUGGCGUUGGAGCUUCGGACUGGGUGUGGAGGGACCUGUUUCAGCCUUAUUACGAGGGGCCUGACAUGAUGGCCAAGGCCCAACGACGCACGGUCUGA
Phanerochaete carnosa HHB-10118-sp is the source of this 1410-nucleotide messenger RNA. RefSeq lists its product as uncharacterized. The transcript is spliced from 10 exons. Lineage: Eukaryota; Fungi; Basidiomycota; Agaricomycetes; Polyporales; Phanerochaetaceae. The record is from RefSeq and is a predicted model, not a curated record. Bases 1 to 1410 code for a protein of 469 amino acids. Gene Ontology annotation, molecular function: monooxygenase activity; oxidoreductase activity, acting on paired donors, with incorporation or reduction of molecular oxygen; iron ion binding.